GACGACGCGCCCCAAAACGUCACUCGGCUCGGCUCGGGCGCGCUGGGGCUCGGGAGCCAUCUUUCAAUUGAUCGGGGCGGCCGCUCCAUGCCCGAUUCCGGCGAAGCGGGACAUCGGCGUCGGCAGCGUCGCGCCACGAGCCGCGAGGAUAUUUGACACCGCCGACGGCGUCCAGCCCCUUGGACAGGCUUGUGGGCGCUGGUGUACGCCGUGGCUGCCAGUGCGAUGUCUCGCGUGCGGCAAAUGUGCGCCGCCGCCCUCAGGCUUAGGCUGCGGCGAAGGCGAGAACUUGCAGCGCCCCUCGCCUUCGCGCUCCCACCCGCUGACGUGGUGAUGCGCCCUGCAGCUGGCAUUUCGGGGGCGGUGGGAGGGAGGGGCCUCGUUCCGACGAGUCGCCGUCGCCGUCGCCGUCAGCAGCGUGCAGGGUCGCGCAGCUCGCGUCCCGCCUCGACCGUUCAAGGCAAAAGUGAUCGGGCGACGCGCAUCAACAGCUGCAAGACAGGCGUGCGCGCGGGCGGCGGCGGGGGAUCGCGCGAAGCUGCCACCGCCCCUGGCAGCGGGCUCGCUGGCCCCUGGGUCUGAGGCCACUUUCGCAGUUGCGGUGGAUUCCCCCCUCGCCUGCGUAGCGUCAAGCUUCUCCCUCUAUCUCUAUUUGCUAGCAUCAAAUCUGAAGUCUGCUCAACAGUCGAGAUCCACUCGUGCGCCACGCGAACCUCGUCUUCC
This is a messenger RNA of Trametes versicolor FP-101664 SS1, 723 nucleotides long. RefSeq lists its product as uncharacterized. Bases 226 to 582 code for a protein of 118 amino acids. The transcript has a single exon. NCBI's taxonomy places the organism in Eukaryota, Fungi, Basidiomycota, Agaricomycetes, Polyporales, Polyporaceae. The record is from RefSeq and is a predicted model, not a curated record.